Pichia kudriavzevii is the source of this 2583-nucleotide messenger RNA. RefSeq lists its product as uncharacterized. Gene Ontology annotation, molecular function: high-affinity potassium ion transmembrane transporter activity. Gene Ontology annotation, biological process: intracellular potassium ion homeostasis; potassium ion import across plasma membrane. The record is from RefSeq and is a predicted model, not a curated record. NCBI's taxonomy places the organism in Eukaryota, Fungi, Ascomycota, Pichiomycetes, Pichiales, Pichiaceae. The transcript has a single exon. Bases 1 to 2583 code for a protein of 860 amino acids. Gene Ontology annotation, cellular component: plasma membrane.
AUGAGAAGGAGCAUCUACAAACUAGAAGGAAAAUUAUUCCCAGUAACUAAGCGGAUUGUUCCAAAUUUUAUUAUUGCACAUUAUCUCUAUAUUGUCUUGUUGAUUAUUCUUGGAUCUGUUGUUGUUUAUGGGCAGAAGAACAUGAGUUUUGUCGAUUGUUUGUUUACUAUAGCAAGCGCUUCUACUCAAGGAGGAUUGGCUACUCAACAAGUAAAUGACAUGGAAUUGUAUCAGCAAAUUACAAUUUAUUUUUGUUGUUUUUUCACAUCAACAAUUUUUGUUCAUGGAUCACUCACUCUGGUCAGAUUGUAUUGGUACGAGAAAAUAUUCGAUAAUAUCAAGGAAACAUCUAUGAUGCAAUAUAAAAAGCGUAGAAGCAAAACAAUAGCAAACAUGAGAUCAGAAGCGCAUGCAAGAUCACAGACAUUUGCCAACAAGCAAUAUCGUGACAGCCACAAUGCGUCAGAAGGUCUCACGACUCGAAUUAAACGGCACCAUGAUUCAACCAAUACGUCUGCAAAGCUCAGUAAUGAAAAAGGUAAUGUUGUUAAUCUCUGUGGUGACAACACUGUAUCUAUUAGUCCCCAGUUUCCAAAUAUCAAAUUUGGUGAUCUACCAAAACCAGUGAAAAAUGACCUUCAACAAUCAAAUUAUGAGAGUAUGACCAGCUCAGUACAACAAGAUCUGCGUAGAAGUAAAGGAAAUACUACUCACAAGAGGAAACCAAUGCAUUACAAGAUGCAUAAAAAGUUGAUAAAAAACAAAAAACGUAACCAAGAGAAAAUGGCCCUACCGCAUUUGAAUACUUCAACCAACGAUUUUGAAAUGGUCGAACUGAAACAAUUUCUAAACGAAUCGACCAUGAAUCAAGGCACUGCUAACUUUGAAAGAUCUUUUUCUUCUCCCAUACAAAUAAGAUCUGGAGUCCCCAAUGAUUAUUUUUUGUAUAGUACAGGUUCACUUAAACCAUUUCUACGGCUCAAGAAGAUUCCAAAAUCCAAUACCCUAGAUUAUCAGCUACCUUCUACAACGGAAACUAAAAAAGACCACUUCAGUGAAAACUAUGGGUUUAAGUUUUUGAAAAGAGACCUUUCAAAAGUGUUCUGCAAAACGGAAACAGGUGCAAACCUGGAAGGAUUGUCAGAUGAAGAAUUCAUUAUCAACUAUACAUUUGACGUUCCCUCAAAUUAUUUGUCUUGGACUCCAACUAUCGGAAGAAAUUCCAAUUUUAUUGCCUUAACUAGGAAACAGAAGAUAGAGCUAGGUGGCGUUGAAUAUCAGGCUACGAUGUUAUUAAGUAAAAUCAUAUUUGUAUACUAUUUUGGUCUCAAUGUUCUAGGUUCAAUUAUGAUGGUCGCCUAUGUUACAUCCAAAAAAGAAUAUGCUAAUGUCAUCAAAGCCGACGGGGUUGCACCAGCUUGGUGGGGAUUAUUUACAUCCAUGAGUUCACUGUGCAAUUUGGGCCUUACCUUGAAUGCAAGUAACUUGAUGAUUGUAGCCCAAAAUGCAUACGUUCAAAUUAUCUCUGCUAUUCUUAUUCUAUGUGGUAAUACUGCGUUCCCAAUUUGCCUUAGAAUUAUUAUUUGGACAAUGAAGAAGUUUACAAGACCAUUGACGCUAUUUCACGAUUCUCUAUGCUUUUUACUGGAUCAUCCCAGACGUUGUUUCACAUUACUAUUUCCCGCAAGUGCAACAUGGUGGUUGGCCGUCGUUUUAAUUACACUAAACCUGGCCGACUGGAUGGUUUUCAUUGUACUUGAUUUUGACCGUUCUACACUAAAUUAUCUUCCUCGUGGCUAUCAAAUUUUAUGUGGGUUAUUCCAGUCAAUUUCAACGAGAACAGCAGGAUUUAACGUCGUCAACUUGGCGACCCUUAAUCCCGCUAUACAGCUUGGCUACAUGGUGAUGAUGUAUAUUUCGGUCUUGCCUUUAGCGAUUUCUAUUCGUGAAACGAAUGUCUAUGAAGAGCAGUCUCUCGGUAUUUAUCAUGAUCAAAAAGUUCAUCCCUCCGAGGCAAACACUACUUGGAAAUAUGUUGCUGAACAUUUGAGAAAGCAGUUGUCUUUUGACUUGUGGUUCUUAUUUAUUGCCAUUUUUAUUAUCUGCAUUUGUGAAGCCGGAAAGAUUCAGUCUGACCCUAAUUUUGGUAUAUUCCAAAUCAUGUUUGAAGUGGUUUCAGCAUACGGUACCGUUGGUUUGUCUCUAGGUUAUCCUAAUACAAAUACCUCACUCAGUGGCAAAUUCAGUAGGAUCUCAAAAUUGGUUAUUGUAGCAACUUUAAUCCGAGGAAGACAUAGGGGGUUGCCCGAUAAGAUAGAUAGGGCAAUUUUGCUAUCGGAUGAUAAAAUUAAUGCAUUAGAUGACUUAGAAUCAUAUAGAUAUACAGCUGGAAAUGAUACGACACAUUUGAGUCACACAGCCAACCUAAGGAGUGAUGUGAUUUCUGAAAGAGAACUAACUCCUGAGAAAGCCGACUUCUCUCACAAACAACUUACUGGGCAAAUCACACAUCUUUUGAGUAAAACCGUGGACUAUGUCUUGACCAUAUCAAACAUAAAAUAUUUUACUACCCAUCAACCAUAA